Molecule: messenger RNA, 3084 nt
Organism: Haemorhous mexicanus (house finch)
Lineage: Eukaryota; Metazoa; Chordata; Aves; Passeriformes; Fringillidae
Gene: PHF6
Product: PHD finger protein 6
Exons: 12
Coding region: 241-1338 (365 amino acids)
Cellular component (GO): nucleus
Source: RefSeq, a predicted model, not a curated record
CUCGGCGGCGGCGGCGCGUCCCGAGCCCCGAAUGAACGCGCCGGUCCCGGCGGGCGAGCGGCCCUGAGCGACCCGCGAGCGGGCACGGGCCGUGCCGAGCGGCUCCUCCGCCCGCACCCCGCCCGCCGCACGGGUCACACAGCAAAACAAACUUUACACAUGCAGCAUGUAGAUGACUGUCCUUCGUAGGAAAUACAGCAUUGAGAGGAUUGCAGUGGCAUUCUAAGGUCAUUUAAAAUCAUGACAAGCUCAGUCGGACAGAAGAAAGUCUCCUCCAGACAAAGGAAGUGUGGGUUCUGUCGGUCGAAUAAAGAUAACGAAUGUGGGCAGUUGCUGAUGUCGGAGAACCAGAAGGUGGCAGCACAUCACAAGUGUAUGCUGUUCUCAUCCGCACUGGUUUCUUCACACACUGAUAAUGAGAGUCUUGGUGGAUUCUCUAUUGAAGAUAUUCAGAAAGAAAUAAAGAGAGGCACAAAACUGAUGUGCUCUUUGUGCCACUGUCCUGGAGCGACCAUUGGCUGUGAUGUGAAAACGUGUCACAAGACAUAUCACUACUACUGUGCUUUGCAUGAUAAAGCUCAGAUAAGAGAGAAACCUUCACAAGGCAUUUACAUGAUUUUAUGUCGAAAACACAAGAAAACUACGCAUAACUCUGAAGCAGAUUUAGAAGAAAAUAUCAAUGAACAUGAAUUGGAGCCCUCACCUCCCAAAGGAAAAAGGAGGGGUCGUAAGGGAAAGCCAAGAAAAACAAAUUUAAAAGGGCAAUCAGAAGACACUAGAUCUACGUCCUCACAUGGCACAGAUGAAAUAGAAAGCAGUUCCUAUAGAGACAGGUCUCCCCACAGAAGCAGCCCCAGUGAUACAAAACCUAAAUGUGGAUUCUGUCAUGCAGGUGAAGAAGAAAAUGAAGCUAGAGGAAAGCUUCAUAUAUUUAAUGCCAAAAAGGCUGCAGCACACUAUAAGUGCAUGUUGUUCUCUUCUGGCACUGUCCAGCUAACAACAACUUCAAGGGCAGAAUUUGGUGAUUUUGAUAUCAAAACUGUACUUCAAGAAAUCAAGAGAGGAAAAAGAAUGAAAUGCACACUCUGCAGCCAGCCUGGUGCUACUAUUGGGUGUGAAAUCAAAGCCUGCAUAAAAACAUACCAUUACCACUGUGGAGUAGAAGACAAAGCUAAAUACAUCGAGAACAUGUCACGAGGAAUUUAUAAACUCUAUUGUAAAAACCAUAGUGGAAAUGAUGAAAGAGAUGAAGAGGAUGAAGAAAGAGAAAGCAAAAGCCGUGGCAAAUCAGGCACUGACCAUAAUGACAUUCCUCAGCAGCAGCUCAAUGGAAACUAGGUUCAAGGGACAGAGUUAUAGAACUGGGAAUGGCUAAGACACCAUAACUACUAAUUCUUUUAAAUUGUUUUCUAAAAAUCAGAAAAGGGUUAGUAACUUUUUACUACCCAACUCUGUUAGAAAUUUCAUUGAACUGCCUGAAACGUUCAUGUGUGUGAGCCUUCAGUAAGUGGCAGAGUUUUACAUGUCAAUAUUAUGUAGUUUGUAGUCUGCAGUGUCUGGAAAAAAAUGAAACACUAUAUAAAUGAUAUGUAAUAUGUACAGUGUCAAAAGUUAAGGCAGACAUUGAAAUGACGUAAGAUCUAUAUUUCUGGACUGAAUAAAAACUUUAAGAUUUGGAAUGUCUAAGUUGUUUAGUGGAUUCACACAAUGAGGGAAGGUCUUAGCUAGUUUAAUUAACAACAUGGACAAGUCCGUGAUGGCAACGAGCUGGUACUUUGUGAAUUUUGCAUUUUCUUCCUGCACGAGUUCCGGAGGCCGUACAUGGCAGAGCCGCGCUGUUUUGGCUUGGGCAGCAGCAGUAGGAAAGGACUCGGUGUACACGAAGCACGCUUGAACAUUUCAGGUUGUUCCUGUUGUGAUUGCUCAUUCCGCCCGGCAUUGUUUGCGGGAGAUUUACUUGAGCAGCUGUUGGUUCUGAGCUGUGAGCUUUAGAACUCAUGCCAAAGGGCUGUAGUUCAUUCUUUCCCCAAAAACCCACCUCUUUCUGUGUCCUGAUUUACAAAGAACACUUCACCAAGUGUGAUUAAAACCCUACUAUACAAAUGUUUGGACUUUGCAGCCCGAUCUCUUUUACUUCAGAGAGUUACAACUCUUAACUCACUAUGGAAUUUAGCCACCAUAUCUGACGUCCAUACCUCAAGUGUUCUCUGUUGUGUGGAACACUUCAUGUUUUGUCAAGAAUGUGCAUAAAGGUCCCAUAUUCUGUAAGAAGAAUGAGGAAGCAACCUUUUUUGCUAGAUUGGUAUUUAUUUUUUAAUCAUAUGACCACUAUAUGGGAAAGUUCACGUAUCAUCCUUAUUGGUUUAGUGAUUUUUUUUUUUUCCUUUCUCUGUCAAGUCAACAAUCACAUCAUGGAAUUCUACUUGCUAGAAUUUGAUGUUCCUUGAGGGAACGCUCAGAUCUAGGCUAUACCAAACCUAAAGAACAGUCCUCUGACUGCUUUCAAAACACCUUGUCAUUUCUAAUGGCUACUGGCUUCUUCAAUUGGUCUGUUAAAGCACAUCCUCAGACUUACUUAAAUAAAACCAAAAAGCUGAAUCUAGUCCACAUGUUUGUCUGUUGCUAUCGCAUCACCUUAUUGUUUGUUUAGGGUUUUGACUUGUUUCACUCUGAACUCCCAACAAAACUUCUGGAUUUGAAGGAAGGAAACAAGCAAAAGACACUGAUUUGACUAUAAACUGCUACAGUUCUUCUGUGAUUAGUAUUGCAAAAACGGUUCAUAUGUAACAUGAGUUUCUGUAGCAUUUUUUACUUGUAUUUUUAAAAGAUUUAACGUGUGUCAUUUGUCUUCUUAUGCAUUCCCUUAAUGUCUUGAGGGACUCAAUUACUGUAUAUUGGAGUUUCUAACAUUUUACCUGUUAGAAUUCAAUCAAUUCUGUUUGCUUUCCUGGAAAAUAAUCCCGUUUGGAAAGAAAUAUUGCUGUGUACAGAAAAUAUUCAGUUACUGCUCUAAACAUGAUGCCAUUGCUCAUUUUUAUUUUGUAUUUGUAACUUUCAAAAUUAAAAGCGUGACUUGAAUUGCAA